This is a messenger RNA of Panicum hallii, 517 nucleotides long. RefSeq names its product protein transport protein Sec61 subunit gamma-like. The coding region runs from base 104 to 313 and encodes 69 amino acids. Gene Ontology annotation, molecular function: transmembrane protein transporter activity. NCBI's taxonomy places the organism in Eukaryota, Viridiplantae, Streptophyta, Magnoliopsida, Poales, Poaceae. Gene Ontology annotation, cellular component: Ssh1 translocon complex; membrane. Gene Ontology annotation, biological process: protein targeting; post-translational protein targeting to membrane, translocation. The transcript is spliced from 3 exons. The record is from RefSeq and is a predicted model, not a curated record.
GGCAAAACAAACUUCCCAAAGCCAAAACCGCAAGCUCGCAGCGGCUCCCUUCCACACCCCUCGCCUCCCCCGCGUGCUCGCCCCGAGAUCUCGCCCGGCCGCCAUGGACGCGAUCGACUCGGUGGUGGAUCCCCUCCGCGACUUCGCCAAGGACAGCGUCCGCCUCGUCAAGCGCUGCCACAAGCCCGACCGCAAGGAGUUCACCAAGGUGGCGGCGCGGACGGCGAUCGGGUUCGUCGUCAUGGGCUUCGUCGGCUUCUUCGUCAAGCUCAUCUUCAUCCCCAUCAACAACAUCAUCGUCGGUUCCGGCUAGGCUUCGAGCCCUGGAGAAGUCCAGAACCAGUGACUAGCAUGAGUGUAGUGCAAUACUUUUGAGGAAGCAAAGGAUAACGAUGAUCUUGAUCUUUCACAAAGUGUUGUAAAAGACAGUUUCUCAUUUGUGCUUUUGGAGUAAUCCUCAUACUGUUUUAAGACUUGAAGAUGCCCGUAUACCUGAUUCUGAGUUGACCUUGAUGAA